ACGCACACAGUCGUUCAGUAUUUUUUAACUAGAAGACGUAGUAUCGCGAGUGAGGGCUUGGUUGGUGUGACCUUGAUACUAGGCAAUCUAAACCUUGUUUACUGUAAUCAAACUGUUCUCUGAUGAUGUCAUGCUCUCAUCCCAUAGGCUGGAGAUUUUGUAAACUGUUUUACUAACAAAGCUUUGAUUAGUGGGUGUCCUUUUGUUAAAAAAUUGUAUGAUAUUCCAGCUGGUGAGGAGGCUUCACUUCAGCCCUGUGUGCCAGGCAGCUGAGUCUUCUCUGCUGGCCAAACUCAGGAAAAAGACUGGAUACACCAUUGCUAAUUGCAAGAAAGCAUUAGAAAUGCACAACAACAACUCUGACAAGGCAGAAGCUUGGCUUAAUGAGCAAGCCCAGGCAAUGGGAUGGGCCAAAGCAACAAAACUGGCUGGCCGCACUGCUCUCCAGGGAUUAGUGGCUGUAAAAUUCAACAAAGAUCAUGGGGCUCUUGUGGAACUCAACUGUGAAACUGACUUUGUGGCCAAAAAUGAAAAAUUCCAGAAAAUGAUUGAAGAUGCAACAAUCGCUUGCUUCAAGUUUGCUCAUACCAACUUGCAAUCGAAAGGUCCAGUCACAAAGAUGGAAUUGGAUAGUGAACAACUUGGUAAUUUGAAUGUGGAAGGCAAAAAGCUGUCAGAAGUCUUAGCUCUAUUUAUCGGGUCUGUUGGAGAAAAUGCUGUGUUGAGAAGAGCUGAGUGCUGGAAGGCUAACAGCAAAGACAUCAAGAUCGCAGGAUACACUCAUCCAGCUCCAGCCGCCGUUGCCGACUAUUCUGCUGGAAAAUAUGGCGCCCUACUUGCUUACAAGCAAUCUGGUGAGACCGAAGAUAUAGGCAGACAGAUCUGCCAACAUAUUGUAGGCUGUGCUCCAAACAAGAUUGGUGCUAAAGAUAAAGACAAGCCAGCCAAGAACUCAGAUGAUGAAAAUUGUCUCAUUUACCAAGAAUAUCUAUUAGAUCCUUCAUACACAGUUGAGGAAGUAUUGCAGCAGCACCAUGUUGAAGUACUUGAUUAUGUGAGAUUCUCAUGUGGGGAAAUUGUUGAAACAAACAUGCCUGGAGUUGAGAAACAGCCAUUGGACACUGUACAAACACUGCAGUGAACAACAAAAAGAUUUUACUACCUACUGAGUUGGAGAUAUGCUGAAUGAAAGUCACAUUAUGUUAUAUUUAUAGAGUUUUUAUUUAAUUUGCAUAAGUAAUAAAGAUUUAGAAUACCAA
Molecule: messenger RNA, 1259 nt
Organism: Ostrinia furnacalis (Asian corn borer)
Lineage: Eukaryota; Metazoa; Arthropoda; Insecta; Lepidoptera; Crambidae
Gene: mEFTs
Product: elongation factor Ts, mitochondrial
Exons: 4
Coding region: 218-1141 (307 amino acids)
Biological process (GO): mitochondrial translational elongation
Molecular function (GO): translation elongation factor activity; protein binding
Source: RefSeq, a predicted model, not a curated record